Molecule: messenger RNA, 488 nt
Organism: Trypanosoma grayi
Lineage: Eukaryota; Euglenozoa; Kinetoplastea; Trypanosomatida; Trypanosomatidae
Exons: 1
Source: RefSeq, a predicted model, not a curated record
CCCUAACCCUAACCCUAACCCUAACCCUAACCCUAACCCUAACCCUAACCCUAACCCUAACCCUAACCCUAACCCUAACCCUAACCCUAACCCUCUCCUCAUCCACACUUCGAAUUCCCUUCUUCUUCCACGCACGCACACAAAUUUGGGAGAGACGCAUUGCCAAUACACAAUGCAGCGGCGGCCACUCCCUUCACAGCCAUAUCUGUCACAACACAGAAUCCACCAAGGCAUGCCACAGACGCACAUCAAAAGAGAAAGAGUGCUGCCCACGGGAUAUGCAGAACCAACAGACCACACACCCACUCGCACUGCACACACAAGAGGGCGUCGGACCGAUUUCACUCCACACGCAGUGUUGCCCAUUUCAAUACCUCGAUGCUGAAGACCAACGCGUGGAGAGCACAACCAACAAAAACUACAACAACAACAAAAGCAGCAGUGGGCCACAACACCGUCGCACGUCUGCAAAAGCCACGGGGGAUUGA